UACUGAACACAUGUACUGUAAAUAUGUGGGGGCAUGUUAUAACUAUGUGAUUUAGGGCAUGAAUAAUAUUGCGAAGGAGCCCUCGUGGAGCAGUGGUUAAGAGCUGCGGCUGGUAACCAAAAGUUCGGCAGUUUGAAUCCACCAGCUGCUCCUUGGAAACCCUAUGGGGCAGUUCUUCUCUGUCCUGUAGGGUCCCUUUGAGUCAGAAUCGACUCGUCGGCAGCAGGUUUGGUUUUUUGGUUCAAUACUGUAAAAUGCUCAUUAAUUAUGUAUCUUUCGUUUAUUUGUAAAUCUCUUUUUAAAAAGACGUUGAUCAGUGAGCAAAAAAAUGUGUUUUACACAACAUUUUGACCAAUUUUUGUAGUUUUCAAGUACCUUAAUUUUUAAUUGACUUAAUUAUGUUAGAAGUUAACAGCCACUCAUUAAAUAUAGAGUAUACCCUAUUUGGCAUGUUAAAAUGUCAGUAUUUAUAAGUUAUAUUUAAAAGUAAAUGUAUUUGAAAGCCAUACUUUACGAAAAUUAUAUAUGGCUGUGGUUUUUAGUUGUUUAAAGUAGAAAAAUGAACUCUAAGGAAGUUAAUUAUGAUUAAAAUUGACUUAAAAGGAGCAAAUGAACAUUUAAAUUUUCUAAACAAAGUAAACAAAACUUGUUUUUUAAUCUUUUUUAAGGUAGACCUGUUUCAAUAAAUUUCUUUCUUUUGCUCCUAAGAAUUCUAUAUCAGUUUUUUACUUUAUUGAUUGAAUCUUAAAAUCUUUAACUUCUCUUACAGCAUUGCAUUUUUUUACUUAAAUAUAGUACAUAUAGUGUUUAAGAAUUUCAAAUGAGUUUCACAAGGAUCCUACUGAAUGAGAUUUUGAGUUUCCAUAUCCGGAAAAAUAGGAGCUUGUUCUGUUAAUUUGAAUAUUUUAUUUACGGUACAUCUGAUAUUCUUUGCUGCGUUUUACUUACUUAAAAUAUCUGUUAUGUAACUUGAGGUCAGUUGCAGAGAGACUGUGAUCUUCUAACUUAGAUGUUCUAAAAUUUGGUGGAAAUGAUUAUCUAAUUAUCUAGGUGACCUUUCUUAUUCCUAUUAAAGAAAUGGAUGCUUUAGGGAUUUUAUUUAAUUGCUCUUGAUUUGGGGGAUCAAAUGGUCAACAGUUAAUUUGCAGACAGCUGAAAAUAAUGUGAAAAAACAGUUAUACAGAUUAUAUUUUAUUCAGAUCCAAGUAUUUCUCUUCUGUGUUAAAUAAUGCUGCAGACGAUGGGCUCAAACAGCAACAAUUGUGAGGAUGGCACAGGACUGUUGUACGUAGAGUCACUAUGAGUCGGAACUGACUUGAGGACACCUAACAACAAUGUUAAAUAAUAGUGAAACUGGUACUGACUUUGUUUUAAUGAAACAGGAAUUAUUAGCAACUUCUAUAUAUCCAGAAGCUAGUGCUAUAUACCGGCACUUUGAUAAACUAAGCGUGUUCUAGCUGACUUUUUCUGCAUAUAAUUUGUUUUAGAUUUAUAAUAUGUAUAUUGUGUCAAUAAAAUAGUUGUUAUGGUGGAAUUCUAGUGUCCAUAGUUCUUACCACUUACAUUUGAAUGUAUGUUAUACUCCUGUGUUUUCAUUUUAAAACUGAGAAAAGGAGGCCAAAGGUUUAUGGAACUUGACAAAGUCAAUAGUGAAUAUAGGUAUCCCCUUUCCAUAUUUGGCUCUUCAUAUUUAGCAGUGGAGAUUUCAAAUGUAAAUAAUUGGAUUUGUGUAAACAGAGCUUAUAUUUUUGCUGUAUAAAUUACUUGUGGGCUUUGUAGGACUUCUCAGUCAAGUGCUUAAGCAUUUGCACCACCCGGGGACUUCUUAUUAGUUACGCUUUAUAAAGUUAAAAGUAUUAGAACCUUGAACAUGAAAACAUUUUGAUAUAAUGUAGAAUUUCGUUACCACCGUGUGUCUGUCAGUUUGUCCUGCUGUGGUGGCUUGUGUGUUGCUCUGAUACUGGAAGCUCGUGUUUAGCAUGUUUUUGUAAAAGAUGCAACCAGAUGUGUUAACUUGACUAAAAUAUUUACGUAUAUAUAUGUAUAUAAUUGCAAAAAAAUUAAAAUGUGAGGUUGUAUUUAACAGAUCAGACCUAUUCUCACCCACUUCUUUUGACCAUUUGUAAGGUGACUGCAUUGUUACUAUAGAGAAAAAACAAACUAAUUCAGGAACACAGGUGACUGAAGCCAGUAUUAAUACACAUGUUUUAAAUAUGAAUCCACUUUUCCUGCCUCCUCAUUCUGGCCUGGUGGUGGACUUUUUAAAUCCCCACCCUUUGAAUUAGCAGCUCAAAUUCGAAGAUUGCUGGUCUUCUCCACACAGAUAAUAACUGGCCUAUAUAUACUUCACUUGCGAUAGUUAUCCCUUGAUAUAGUUGCAUGUUUCCAACCCAUAAUUUGGUAGAAAAGGAAGAUUGCUGCUGGUAUGGGCCCUGUUUAAACACUGCUAGCGCUGUAUUAUAGCCAGUUGUCUCUGAAACAUCUUUCUAAGAGUAAAAAACGCACAUUAAAUCUACUAAGGCUUGUUGUUAAUACAUAUUUUUUCCUCAUCCUCUGAGCCUGCCUCCCUUGUGCUCUCGUCUAGUGAGAACCGAUAUGGCAGACUGUCCUGUUUACUUUUGACCACUGCAUUGGGUGUUCAGCAGCCAUCACUCCUUGGAGCAUCUCCUACCAUUUAUACACAGCAGACUGCGUUGGCAGCAGCAGGCCUUACCACACAAACUCCAGCGAACUAUCAAUUAACUCAAACUGCAGCAUUGCAGCAACAAGCCGCAGCUGCAGCAGCUGCAUUGCAACAGUUACAGCAACCCCAGCAGACCCUAUUAACACAGCCAGCUGUUGCAUUGCCUACAAGCCUUAGCCUGUCUACUCCUCAGCCUGCGGCACAGAUAACUGUAUCAUAUCCAACACCACGGUCAAGUCAGCAACAAACCCAACCUCAGAAACAGCGUGUUUUCACAGGAGUGGUUACAAAGCUACAUGAUACGUUUGGAUUUGUGGAUGAGGAUGUAUUCUUUCAGCUUAGUGCUGUCAAAGGGAAAACCCCCCAAGUGGGUGACAGAGUAUUGGUGGAAGCUACUUAUAAUCCUAACAUGCCGUUUAAAUGGAAUGCACAAAGAAUUCAGACACUACCAAAUCAGAAUCAAUCUCAAACCCAACCUUUACUGAAGACUCCUCCUGCUGUACUUCAGCCAAUUGCACCACAGACUACAUUUGGUGUUCAGGCUCAGCCCCAGCCCCAGUCACUGCUGCAGGCACAGAUUUCAGCAGCUUCUAUUACACCGCUACUGCAGACUCAGCCACAGCCUUUAUUACAGCAGCCACAGCAGAAAGCUGGUUUAUUGCAGCCCCCUGUCCGUAUAGUUUCACAGCCACAACCAGCACGAAGGUUAGAUCCACCGUCCAGAUUCUCAGGAAGGAAUGACAGAGGAGAUCAAGUACCUAACAGAAAGGAAGACCGGAGUCGUGAAAGGGAGAGAGAAAGACGGAGAUCCAGAGAAAGAUCACCUCAGAGAAAACGUUCCCGGGAGAGAUCUCCCCGAAGAGAGAGAGAACGAUCACCUCGGAGAGUUCGACGUGUUGUCCCACGUUACACAGUUCAGUUUUCAAAGUUCUCUUUAGAUUGUCCUAGUUGUGACAUGAUGGAACUAAGGCGCCGUUAUCAGAAUUUAUAUAUACCUAGUGACUUUUUUGAUGCUCAGUUUACAUGGGUGGAUGCUUUUCCUUUGUCAAGACCAUUUCAGCUGGGAAAUUACUGCAAUUUCUAUGUAAUGCACAGAGAAGUAGAAUCCUUGGAAAAAAAUAUGGCCACUCUUGAUCCACCAGAUGCUGACCACUUAUACAGUGCAAAGGUAAUGCUGAUGGCUAGCCCUAGUAUGGAAGAUUUGUAUCAUAAGUCAUGUGCUCUUGCUGAAGACCCACAAGAACUUCGAGAUGGAUUUCAACAUCCUGCUAGACUUGUUAAGUUUUUAGUGGGCAUGAAAGGCAAGGACGAAGCUAUGGCCAUUGGAGGCCACUGGUCUCCUUCGUUGGAUGGACCAGACCCAGAAAAAGACCCCUCUGUGUUGAUUAAGACUGCUAUUCGUUGUUGUAAGGCUCUGACAGGCAUUGAUCUAAGUGUGUGCACACAAUGGUACCGUUUUGCAGAGAUUCGCUACCAUCGCCCUGAGGAGACCCACAAGGGGCGUACAGUUCCAGCUCAUGUGGAGACAGUGGUUUUAUUUUUCCCGGAUGUUUGGCAUUGCCUUCCCACCCGCUCAGAGUGGGAAACCCUCUCCCGAGGAUACAAGCAGCAGCUGGUCGAGAAGCUUCAGGGUGAACGCAAGGAGGCUGAUGGAGAACAGGAUGAAGAAGAGAAGGAUGAUGGUGAAGCUAAAGAAAUUUCCACGCCUACCCAUUGGUCUAAACUUGAUCCUAAGACAAUGAAGGUAAAUGAUCUCCGAAAAGAAUUAGAAAGUCGAACUCUUAGUUCAAAAGGAUUAAAAUCUCAGUUAAUAGCCCGAUUGACAAAACAGCUUAAAGUAGAAGAACAGAAAGAAGAGCAAAAGGAAUUAGAGAAAUCUGAAAAAGAAGAGGAAGAAGAGGAUGACAGGAAAUCUGAAGACGAUAAAGAGGAGGAAGAGAGAAAGCGUCAAGAGGAAAUGGAACGCCAGCGUCGUGAGAGAAGAUAUAUUCUGCCUGAUGAACCAGCCAUCAUUGUACAUCCUAACUGGGCUGCAAAAAGUGGCAAAUUUGAUUGUAGCAUCAUGUCUUUGAGUGUACUUUUGGACUACAGGUUAGAGGAUAAUAAAGAACAUUCAUUUGAGGUUUCAUUGUUUGCAGAACUUUUCAAUGAAAUGCUUCAAAGAGACUUUGGUGUCAGAAUAUACAAAUCAUUAGUAUCUCUUCCUGAAAAAGAGGACAAAAAAGAAAAGGAUAAGAAGAGCAAAAAAGAUGAAAGAAAAGAUAAAAAAGAAGAAAGAGAUGAUGAAACUGAUGAACCAAAACCAAAACGGAGAAAAUCAGGCGAUGAUAAGGAUAAAAAAGAAGAUAGAGAUGAAAGGAAGAAAGAAGAUAAAAGAAAAGAUGAUUCUAAAGAUGAUGAUGAAACUGAAGAAGAUAAUAAUCAAGAUGAAUAUGAUCCAAUGGAAGCAGAAGAAGCUGAGGAUGAAGAAGAUGAUCGGGAUGAGGAAGAAAUGAACAAACGAGAUGACAAAAGAGAUGUCAACAGAUACUGCAAGGAGAGGCCCUCUAAAGAUAAAGAAAAAGAAAAGACUCAGAUGAUCACAGUUAACAGGGAUCUGUUGAUGGCUUUUGUUUAUUUUGAUCAAAGCCAUUGUGGUUACCUGCUUGAAAAGGAUUUGGAAGAAAUACUUUAUACUCUUGGACUGCAUCUUUCUCGGGCUCAGGUAAAGAAGCUUCUUAAUAAAGUGGUGCUCCGUGAAUCUUGCUUUUAUCGAAAAUUAACAGACACCUCGAAAGAUGAAGAAAACCAUGAAGAGUCUGAAGCAUUGCAAGAAGAUAUGCUAGGAAAUAGGUUGUUACUUCCAACACCAACAGUAAAACAGGAAUCAAAGGAUGUGGAAGAAAACGUUGGCCUCAUCGUGUACAAUGGUGCCAUGGUGGAUGUAGGAAGCCUCCUGCAAAAAUUAGAAAAGAGUGAAAAAGUAAGAGCUGAAGUAGAACAGAAGCUGCAGUUACUAGAAGAAAAAACAGAUGAAGAUGAAAAAACCAUAUUAAACUUAGAGAAUUCCAACAAAAGUCUUACUGGUGAACUUAGAGAAGUUAAAAAGGACCUUAGUCAGUUACAAGAAAAUUUAAAGAUUUCAGAGAACAUGAAUUUGCAGUUUGAAAACCAACUGAAUAAGACAAUCAGAAACUUAUCCACAGUAAUGGAUGAAAUCCACAGUGUUCUCAAGAAGGAUAACGUGAAGAAUGAAGAUAAAGAUCAGAAAUCCAAAGAGAAUGGUGCAAGUGUAUGAUAAAAAAUGUGUAUUGAUGAGGAAUGGUGUUUAAAUAUGUAAUAUAUAAAAUCAUGAUACAAGAAUGUUUGAAAGUGAUGCAUGUUUGAUUUUAGUAGUAUAAAUAUCUGUUAGUUCAAAAGAUGUAUAAAGUUUUAUGAAUGUGAGAGUCUCUGCUUUUGAAAAUUGCCUGUAAUUCCUAGCAUUCGAAUUAUUAAACACUCCUUGAGUGAAAUAAUUUUGCAUUGCAAAAUGUUUUAGGAUGAACUUUGUUAUAGUUUUAACCCCAAUAAAGUUCAUCAGUUUAAUUCA
Molecule: messenger RNA, 6251 nt
Organism: Trichechus manatus latirostris (Florida manatee)
Lineage: Eukaryota; Metazoa; Chordata; Mammalia; Sirenia; Trichechidae
Gene: CCAR1
Product: cell division cycle and apoptosis regulator 1
Exons: 23
Coding region: 3093-5960 (955 amino acids)
Biological process (GO): regulation of DNA-templated transcription
Cellular component (GO): nucleus
Source: RefSeq, a predicted model, not a curated record